Messenger RNA from Spinacia oleracea (spinach), 3243 nucleotides. RefSeq names its product BTB/POZ domain-containing protein At3g44820. The record is from RefSeq and is a predicted model, not a curated record. The coding region runs from base 609 to 2576 and encodes 655 amino acids. Gene Ontology annotation, molecular function: protein binding. The transcript is spliced from 4 exons. NCBI's taxonomy places the organism in Eukaryota, Viridiplantae, Streptophyta, Magnoliopsida, Caryophyllales, Amaranthaceae.
UUAUUGUUAUUACGGAGUAAAAGGGAGCGUGACAUGUUGAAGUUGGUCGUUUGAGCUUGCGCAUUACUUCAGCAUCACCAUCUCCCUACACUUCCUUUCUAAACACAAAACUUGACCAUUACAUUCUCUCUCCUCUUGUCCUAAAUUCUUUUUGAUUUCCCCUCAAAAUUCGUACUUAUUUAAUCAAUUUUGUUUCUCUUAAACCCUCAAAAAACAUCAAAUUAAUCGUUAAACAAAACUUAUUGAUCGGUUUUCUUCAAUAAAAUAAUUGGGAUUGAAUUUUCAAUUAAUUUUCCCAUUCUUGCUUGCUUGCUUGUUGUCUUCAACAAUCACUCCUUUUUUUGGUCGUUACAUUGCUGUAAAGUAGAAAUCAACCUCCUCCCCACUACACUACACUAUUCUCUUCUUCUUCUUCUUCCUUAUUUUUUUCUGGGUUUUUUACUUUUUCAAAAAAUAUACUUAGCUUCUGUUGGUUGAGGGACCCCGAGUUGACUCAGUAUUAGUGCGGUGUUUGGUGGCGGCUCAGCUCAGACAUAAAAGGAAGUAUUAAUAAAUAGCAACACUGUUUUGGUAAUCAAAAUUAUUUCCAAAUUUGUUGGUAUGAUUUUAUGGUUUUGGUAGUUUUUGAUUUUUCAAAUGUGGGUCGUUUUUGGUUUGUUUUGCUGUUAGAGAGAGAAACAAGGUUUGAUUUUUUUCCCCCCCCUUCUUCUCUGGGGUAUUUUUCAUGGCUCCUGCUGGAAGAAUUGCUGAAUUUCAACGUGAAGGCAGUGAUUGGUUUGCCAAGCGACAUUACAGUUAUUGUGGAAGGAGUAAAUUUUCAAUUGCACAAGUUUCCUCUUGUAUCAAGAUGUGGAAAAUUGGAUAAAGAACUAGAAGAUUCUGAAGAUAAACACAAGCAAUCUUCCACCAUAUUCCUGGAAGGAUUCCCUGGGGGUCCUGACACUUUUCUCAUAGCUGCUAAAUUCUGCUAUGGACUUCGUAUUGAUUUGACUCCAAGGAACAUUAUGAUGAUUUAUUGUGCUGCUGACUAUCUAGAGAUGACAGAUCAAUAUGGCUCGGAUAACUUGUUAUCUAGGUGUGAUAGCUUUUUCCACAAGAACAUACUUCGUAACUGGAAGGACUGUAUUGUUGGCCUUCAGAAUGCUGAACCCAUCAUACCAUUGGCAGAGAAGCUUCAGCUAAUUAACAAAUGCUUGAAUGCCGUAUCCACAAUGGUUUGUACAGAUCCAAGCUUGUUUGGAUGGCCUAUGAUGAUGUAUGGUAGCCUACAAAGCCCUGGUGGGAGCAUACUGUGGAACGGAAUUAAUACUGGUGCAAGAAUAAGGAGUGCAGAAUCGGAUUGGUGGUACGAAGAUAUAUCGUAUCUGUGCAUUGAUCUGUUUGAAAAACUUAUUAAAACAAUGCAAGCGAGAGGCAUAAGACCUGAAAGUAUCGCUGGUGCUAUAAUGUACUAUACUAAGAAAUUCCUACCAGGACUUGGACGAUGGCAGGGUGGACAUGGUGGUAGAACCCGAUCAGUUGCAAGUUUUAGUUUGACUCCUGUAACUGUUGAUCAAAAGGCUCUGUUGGAAACUAUUGCAAAGUUGCUCCCUGAAAAAAAGAGUAAAUCUUAUUGUCGCUUCUUGUUGGGAAUUCUUCGUACCGCUUUGAUUUUGGAUGUUAGUGAAGAAUGCAAGGACUAUUUGGAGAAAAGAGUUGGAAUGCAACUUGAACUGGCAACACUAGAUGGUCUUCUGAUUCCUACUUACUCAGACUCUGAAACCUUGUAUGACACAGAUUGUGUUCAGAGGAUUAUCCAGCAUUUCGUGUCAUCGGAGCAAAGAGUUCCGGUAUUUUCUCCUUGUUCACCAGAAAUAGGAGCAACACCGUCAUCUGAACCAUUAAGGCAAGUGGCAAAAUUGGUGGAUGGGUAUAUUGCAGAGGUUGCUUCUGAUGUGAACUUGAAACCAGAUAAGAUACGUGCCCUUGUAGAGGCUCUUCCAGAAGACUGUAGACCUUUCCAUGAUGGCCUAUACAGAGCUGUUGACAUAUAUUUCAAGGAUCAUCCUUACCUAUCAGACAAAGAGAAAGAACGAGUCUGCAACAUGAUUGACUACCAAAGACUCUCCAUUGAUGCAUGCGCUCAUGCAUCCCAAAAUGAAAGACUCCCCCUUAGAGUUGUUCUUCAGGUUCUUUUCUUUGAGCAGAUGCAUCUAAGAACUGCUAUUGCUGGUUGUCUCCAUGUUGGGGACCCUGAAAAUCGCCCAACUAAUCCUGAUACCGCACAAAAUGCAUUGGCGGGACAGAUAAUCCAGAGAGAUGGAUGGGUGUCAGUUGUGCGCGAAAAUGAUGGUCUAAAAGGAGACAUGGAGAGGAUGAGAUCCAGGGUUGAGGAGCUGGAAGAGGAAUUCAGUAAAAUAAAGCAGGAGAUGAGAAAAGUGAGCAAAUCACAUAGCUCUCCUCGCUUAGUUGCUUGGAGAAUUGGCUGCACUCGAUCUUCUAAUGCUCAAACAGAUAUUGCUGAACCCAGUCCAAGGGCAUCACUUGACCAACCUAAAUAUUCCCGCCAUCGUAAAAGUUUCUCUUUGUUCCAGUGAAAACUAUAAGAGCCAUAAGCCAUUACAGGUUGACAAGUGAUCAGGUGGAAAAAACGACUACAUCCUGGUUUUCUUUUCAUGAAAGAGAAAGACGGUUGUUUUCUGGGGAAUGGGAUAUUAUACUGGUGAUCACUCAAGUGUGGGAAACAAAGGAAAUUUUGCCUGUUUGAAUCAAAUUACAGCUCUUGUGCAAAAGAUGCAUUGUGGGAAUACUGAAGCGUUUGUGUUUGUGCUUUCUUCUGAAGAGGAUCGACUGGACUAAAAAUGAGGUUUUUGUUUGGGUGAUUGGCUUCUGGGUCUGGAUUUGUGCGGAAUUAUUGGCAUGGUUAAGCCUUCAAUUCCACUUAAUUCCAUUUCCAGCAGGAAUGAAGUUAUAUUAGAACCAACGCCUUUGCCCGUCAGUUUUUGUAUAGUACAACUUAUAUGUUUUUUUUUUUUUUUUUCCUACUACGAGGAGUUCCCACCGAGGUAAUCUCCCGUGGGAGUUUGCAUGGGUACCUCGAUGGGCAGCAUCCCUCCCAGUUGAGAUUCUUUCCAUUCCCAAGGCUCGAACCUGAGACCUUGGUUAAGGACCACUCAUGCCAACCUCAAUUGGUAUAGUACAAAUUAUAUGUACAUUGCAUGUUUAUAAGACAAUUAAAUAUAUGAAAGCUACAUGUUAUGAAAA